This is a messenger RNA of Myxocyprinus asiaticus (Chinese sucker), 2310 nucleotides long. Its product is annotated as 14-3-3 protein zeta/delta-like. The record is from RefSeq and is a predicted model, not a curated record. The coding region runs from base 253 to 990 and encodes 245 amino acids. NCBI's taxonomy places the organism in Eukaryota, Metazoa, Chordata, Actinopteri, Cypriniformes, Catostomidae. Gene Ontology annotation, biological process: signal transduction. Gene Ontology annotation, cellular component: cytoplasm. The transcript has 6 exons.
GAGUGACAGGUGCGGAACGCGCGAUCUGAUUGGUCGACCAGCGGGACUAGCGACGUCCAGCGCAAACACUUUCGAUUGUCUUUUUCUACUACAUUUUUCCCCCUAACCAUCCAAGCUCAAAGGCUAUCAAUCCGGUGGAGUCAACCAUUGAUCAAGAGCCUCUCUAAGGAUUAAGCAGCGGUUCAUUUCCAUCCUUUGAUCAGUCGAGUGUCCCAUAGACCUAGAAACACUCACAGACUUAAAAGCGGCAGGAUGGACAGAACAGAGCUCAUCCAGAAGGCAAAGCUGGCCGAGCAGGCAGAGCGCUAUGAUGAUAUGGCGGCCUGUAUGAAGUCGGUGACUGAAGCUGGCACCGAGCUGUCAAAUGAGGAGAGAAACCUGCUAUCCGUCGCCUAUAAGAACGUAGUGGGCGCUAGGAGGUCUGCAUGGAGGGUUAUCUCCAGCAUCGAGCAGAAGACCGAGGGAAAUGACAAGAAACUGGUGAUGGUGAAGGAAUACCGGGAGAAAGUGGAGUCUGAACUGCGGGAUAUCUGCAAAGAUGUGUUGGAGCUGCUGAACAAAUAUUUAAUUGAGAUUUCCUCAACUCCUGAGAGCAAAGUCUUCUACCUGAAGAUGAAGGGCGACUACUACAGAUACCUUGCUGAAGUUGCCUCAGGAGAUGACAAGAAAACUACCAUAGAAAGCUCUCAGGAUGCUUACCAGAAAGCAUUUGAUAUAAGCAAGGCAGACAUGCAGCCAACACACCCCAUUCGCCUGGGUCUGGCCCUUAACUUCUCUGUCUUUUUCUAUGAAAUCCUUAACUCUCCAGAAAAGGCCUGUUCCCUGGCCAAACAGGCUUUUGAUGAGGCCAUUGCAGAGCUCGAUACGCUGAAUGAAGAGUCUUACAAAGACAGCACUCUGAUUAUGCAGCUACUGAGAGACAACCUCACAUUAUGGACAUCCGACAAUGCACCAGAUGAGGUUGAAGGAGGCGAGGGAGGAGACAACUAGAACACACACUCCUUCAGCAGAGAAAACAACCUUUGUACACGUCUCCAUUCCUUAUAACUCCAUGUCAGAAUUCCUCCAGUAAAGAACGAACCCAUAAUUGAAGAGCUGUUUAUGGAGAAAAGAAAAAAAAAAAAAAAAAAAUCAUAUAGCCUUUUCACAGUGCACCUUUUGGGAAAUGAAAGAAAGAUAUUUGGGGAAAGACUGUUCCUUAGUUUGUUUGUCUUGGCCUUCCAUAAUGUGCAGUUUCUGCUGUAGAAAAGUAUGACUAGAUUCAUUUUUAUAAAAACAUAACCUUAAAGUAUAGUUAAUGGAAGUUAAAUUAAUUAAUAAAUAAAAAAAUAAGGACAUGCAUUUCAUCACAGAUAAGUCUGAGACUAAAAAGUAAUUGCAGGGAUUAAAAGCAUUUAGAUAACCGUUGUCUUAUCCACCUACUGUAUCUCGUACUUUAAUACUCUGUUACCUGUUUCACCUCAGCUCUACCCAGGGUCGUGCACUUCCACUGAAAAACAGUGGUCAAUCACACUUAGUUCAGUAUGGAAAUAACAAACAAACAAAAGUUGUUAAAAUCGAAUAGAUUUCAAAUUGCAGUGUAGGUUUCACUUCAAAAUUGUUUGCAUCAGCAGUGGUAUGUAGUAUUUGGACAGUCCUCAGUUUAUAAACAGUUUAAUAUAUUUACUGUUUUUCAUAUUUUUAAUGCAGCUGAUUUUUGCCUGAUUAGUGUUCCCUUUGCUUUUAUUUUAUGGAAAUCAGAAUCAUCCAUAGAAAUUAAAACUUUAAGAAGACUUGGGCUUAAUUUAAGUAAUGCUAUGUUACAAGUAAAACUGUUAAAUUAGCAGUACCCCACUAGCAUGCAGACCAAUACUGACACAAUCGGUGGCACAGUUUGGUAAUAUGGUUUUGAUUGAUUGAUUUCACACGUAAUUGACCUACUCUGGAAGUUAUUUCACCUACAGCAUGUUAUAAAUAAUAGAAAACCAGGAAAGAGCAGCUUGACUUUGUGAAUGCUAUCGGUCAGUUGGUGUUGGUGGCAAAUAACACCGCCUGUGCAUGUCUUUAUUACAGAACACUGAAAUGGGGAUCAAUGCCAUAUUGCCAAGUUUAAGGUUCUGUUUAGUACUUAUAAUGUAUUGUGCACAGGUGUGUGCUUGUCCAAAGAGUGUCACUAUAAAUUGGACCACUAUUAUGUGUUUUGUUUCUCCUUUUUGUGCUUGUGAAUUUUUUUCCCCCGUGGAUUUUAGUCUCACAAAAGCCUGGUGAUAAUGUUUUAUGCCCUAUGUAUGUUAUGUAACAUGCUUAAAUAUUACAUUUUAUAAACCAAAA